AUAACUGGCUACUUAAACUUCAUCCCCAUUGUCAUGUGUAGAACAGUAGCUAGAAGAUGAGAUUGUUUAAAUGCUCUGUCUUCUCAUCUCUCGUUUAUUUUGCUCAUGUAUUACUUAUAGUUCAUUCCCAAGAGUAUCAAUCUGAUUUCAUAAAUAUAGACUGCGGAAUACCUGCAGAUUCCAACUACACGGAUAGCUAUACUGGUUUGCACUAUGUAUCAGAUUCCGGGUUCAUCGAUGCUGGCGAAAGCAAGACCAUACCACCAGCAUACAGGAGCUCAUCCCUUCAACAGCAGCUUGUGACACUGAGAAGUUUUCCCCAGGGAACGAGAAACUGUUACACUCUGAAACCUGUUCAAGGACGAGGUAACAGGUACUUCAUUCGCGCAUGGUUUUACUACAGAAACUAUGACUUAAAAGACAGACUCCCGCAGUUUGAUUUAUACCUUGGAGUUGAGAAAUGGGAUACAAUAUAUUUCAACCAAACAACUACGCGUGUACAAAAAGAGAUCAUCCAUGUUCCAACAUCGGAUUAUAUUCAUGUUUGCUUGGUGAAUACGGGACUUGGAACACCUUUUAUAUCAGCACUGGACUUGAGGUACUUCAAUAGAAGCAUGUAUACACAUGAUUUUGGAUCACUAAAGCUUUUUACACGAGUAAAUUUUGGUGAAUCAUUUGGUUAUUACAGGUACAAAGACGACAUUUAUGAUAGAUAUUGGAGAUCGAGUGACUACUUCAACAGUUCAUUACUAUAUAAUUCCGAAAAUGUGACAAGAUAUUUUGGAGUAUACAACUUACCUGCUGUAGUCAUGGAGACAGCUAUCGCACCAGAAAACACUAGCAAUCCAUUGAAACUCGAAUGGGAGCCUACUAAUAAGUCUGAUCAGUUUCUUAUCUACUUGCACUUUGCUGAGGUGCAGAAACUGCAAACCAACCAAAGCAGAGAAUUUAACAUAUAUCUGAACGGAAACCUCUGGUAUGAUGAGACUAUAACUCCAUAUGAUGUUAUUACUCUUACCGUGGAAAGUGUAGCACCUGAGAAACCAGAAUCUAAGUACGAGAUUGUGCUCCAGAAAACCAAUACGUCAACUCUUCCCCCCAUCAUAAACGCCUUGGAGCUUUAUACUGUUAGGAAAUUUCGGCAACCACAAACAGAUGAUCAAGAUGUUGGUUCCAUAGUGGACAUCAAAUCAGUUUAUAAGGUUCGAAAAGGAAACUGGCAAGGAGAUCCAUGUGCACCACAGGCUUAUGCUUGGGACGGUGUUGGAUGCAGCUAUAAUGAUUCUAUUUCGCCUAGGAUCACAUCCUUGAACUUGUCUUCAAGUGGAUUAAGCGGAAAAAUUUCUCCUUCUAUAUCCAACCUCACAAUGAUAAUAUCUUUGGAUCUGUCAAACAAUAACCUGUCCGGAGAGAUACCUGAUUUCUUAUCACAACUGACCUUCUUGAGGAAGCUAAACCUAAAAGAUAACAAGUUUACAGGUUCGGUUCCAGUGGACCUCCUUUCAAAGUCCGAAAGUGGAUUGCUGUUGCUAUGCACGGAUGCAAGUCUGGGAGGUGGAGGCACAAAUCAAUGCCCGCCUUCUUCAAGUGAAAACAGUAGUACAGCUCGGAUUGCAGCUUCAGUUGUUUCAGGUUUUGUGCUGAUCUUGAUUGCGGUGAUAGUUGUCCUGUGAAUGAUACAAAAAAAGAAAAUGACAAGGAGACCUUAGCAACAGGGUUAGCUUGUAGAGAAACGAGAAAGGAAGAACAUCUUGGAAUACUGUCAUCUAAUAUUAAACCGAUCUAUCAAGUCCUCUGGCAUGGUGAGGCAUUUCUACUAGUGCUUGUGCAGUUUGUUUCAGGAUCUUAUGGACAACAGUGCAAUUGUGUCGGUCUGGUGUUUUGCUGUUCUGUAUUUGGUUUCUGUUCAUGUUGUGUCUAUUGUGUUGGUGCCUGUAUACUUGGAUUUAUGUAUUUUAUUAGAGCA
Molecule: messenger RNA, 1966 nt
Organism: Daucus carota subsp. sativus
Lineage: Eukaryota; Viridiplantae; Streptophyta; Magnoliopsida; Apiales; Apiaceae
Product: putative leucine-rich repeat receptor-like protein kinase At2g19210
Exons: 9
Coding region: 57-1673 (538 amino acids)
Molecular function (GO): protein binding
Source: RefSeq, a predicted model, not a curated record